Messenger RNA from Pipistrellus kuhlii (Kuhl's pipistrelle), 2761 nucleotides. RefSeq names its product prodynorphin (gene PDYN). Gene Ontology annotation, biological process: neuropeptide signaling pathway; chemical synaptic transmission; sensory perception. The transcript is spliced from 4 exons. The coding region runs from base 464 to 1222 and encodes 252 amino acids. The record is from RefSeq and is a predicted model, not a curated record. Gene Ontology annotation, molecular function: opioid receptor binding. NCBI's taxonomy places the organism in Eukaryota, Metazoa, Chordata, Mammalia, Chiroptera, Vespertilionidae. Gene Ontology annotation, cellular component: axon terminus; plasma membrane; dendrite.
AGCACUCCACCCGGAAUCCACCCCUCCCGUCGCACUGCUGCCUCCUCCACAUCCCCGUCACGAAGCCUAUUGUGUGGGGCCCAGGGAGUUCAAGUUGAAGGGCCCUGGGCUCCGCGCCUCUGACUGCUCAGCGCUACCUCCCCAUUGGCUCUGAGCAGCUUGCGCUCGGCAAGGGCUGAGCCACAGGGGGAGGCUCUCAUCCAUAAAAGGGGGGUGAGGCACCAGCACUGCCACUCGAAGGGGCUUUGGUGGUGCUCGCAGCCGCCUCUUUGGCACCUCCUUCCAAGCCACAGUCCGGGUGGCCCUUGGAUCUUGGACCGAACACUUGCUGCCACCUGCUCCCUGCCGGGGCAGAAGCUGCCCAGGACCAAGAAGAGAGAGCCCAGGUCAUUUAUCUCCAGGCUUUGAGAUCUGCGAGGGGAGCGGUUGCAGCAGCCUGAGCAGGAGGAAGAACCAAGACAGGAUGGAGUGGCAGGGGCUGGUGCUGGCUGCUUGCCUCCUCGUGCUCCCCUCAGCCUCAGAGAACUGCCUGUCCCGCUGCUCACUGUGUGCUGUGAAGACCCAGGAUGGGCCCAAACCCAUCGACCCCCUGAUUUGCUCCCUGGAAUGCCAGGCUGUCCUCCUACCCACUGAGGAGUGGGAGAGGUGCCAGGCCAUCCUGUCCCUUCUCACUGCCUUGCCCCCGGGGCUCAACAGUGAGGAAGACUCAGAGAGCAAGGCAGCAUUGGAGGAGGUGUACAGUGAGCUGGCCAAGCGCGGGGGGCCCUUCCUGAAAGAGCUGCAGGAAAGCGGGUUCGCACUCGGCUCUCCGGCACAGGACGAUGCUCUGAGCAGGAGCCUGGCCGAGAGGCUCGGGGGUCUCCCUGGCAGGAUGGAGGAGGAACCGGAGCCGGAGCUGAUGGGGGACGCUCAGCUGAAUGAUGACACCCUGGAAGCUGGAGCCCUGGAUGCCGGCGAGGAGGACCCCAGGGAGCAGGUCAAACGCUACGGGGGCUUCUUGCGCAAAUACCCCAAGCGGAGCUCGGAGGGGGCCGGGGAGGGGGAUGGGGUGGGUCACGAGGACUUAUACAAGCGCUACGGUGGCUUCCUGCGGCGCAUCCGCCCCAAGCUCAAGUGGGACAACCAGAAGCGUUAUGGGGGAUUUCUCCGGCGCCAGUUCAAGGUGGUGACCCGGUCUGAGGAGGCCCCUGGCGCCUACCCGGGAGAGCUCUCUGAUGCUUAAACACCUCCCCACUGUGGAGGUGAGUGGGGAGCUUCCCCCAGAGAGGAGUGCUCUCCCUCUUCCUCCUCCGUCCCCCCACCCCGUCCCCACCCUCGGUGCAGCAUUCUCCACAAAGCAUUUUACCCAGCCUGCCUCUCUCCUGCCUGGAGCGCAGUGUCUGUCCGGGCCAGCCAGGGGGAAGGAGGGCGGCUCCCCUCUUCAGGAGGCUUGCGCUUGGCUCAACCCCAGACUUCUAAAACCACCACGGUUCCUGUCCGCCCCUCCUCCACCCCAUUCAUUGGACUCCCCAGGUCCAGAAGCCCAGGCUGGCGCCUUCAUGCCUCUAGAUCUGUUGUCUCCAAACGUUGCUGGCCACAUGCCCCUCUCAGAAGAAUCAGGAGCGCCCCCUUCCCAUGCAGAUGUUCUCAUUUAUUGUAAAGCACAGCAAAGAUGGAAACAAACAAAUGGGUAUCCUCCUGUUUUAUUCCCAAACCUUACAGGACCUCCCGUGCACCCCACUUUGAAGACUGUGUUUUAGGUAAAAUGCUCAGACCCUGCCUUUUAUGGGAGCCGGAGUUCCUACGCUAGAGGGCUCAGGUUCUAGCGGGUUCAAUGUCCAGCCAGUGUGGUGGGACUCUGAGUUCUCCUUGCUGAGAAACACACAUCUGGAAGAACUGAACUCGGGGACAUUAGUCCACGUUGGUACCAUGGACAGCGCCCCACUUCUCCCAGGAGAAGGGAGGGACAGCCCCUUCCUGAGAUGGUGGCAGAGAGCAGUUCUCCCUCUGAAUGCUGAAAUGAUGGUCCAGGAGGGAGCCAGGCAAACCCAUUUGUUCUGUGCAACCAACUCAGAAUGUGGACCAGCUCCCUCAGCCCUCAUUAAACUAAUUAGACUGACGGGCAUCACACUUCCAUCCCGGGAGGAGCUGACGCUGAGUCGAGUUGAUGAGGUUAAGCACAGCCAUGUUCUUGAGCAGCUGAGGCUGCCGCCAAGCGUUUAGGCCAUCUGGCCAGACAUAUGCAGCGGGCACUGAGCAGGGGGGUCCAGGAGCAGCAGUGAGGGAGCGAGGAGGCCCCCCGCCACCCCCAGGAUGGUGCUUUCCUCUUAGUGUCAAAGGGAAGCCAGAGCGAGGAAGGAGAUGAUUAAGUGCUUAAUGCCAAACGAGUUCCCUUGGUUCACACCACCCAGAAUCAGAGGCAGGGAUCUCCCGAUGAUGCCUCGACUUCAACCAGAGUGUUUUCUCUCUCUCUGUCUGUCUCUCCUGCUCACUCAUCCCCAGGCACUAUGGUUUGGUUUGUGGGCCCAGGAGGCUGAGCUGUGUAGGAGAGGGGAUGGACUUGAGUUUGGUUAAUGUGUCUAAGAUCCUACUGAGCACACUGCUUCCUGCACAACCCCCAGCUCUCUCACUAUGUUCUGAUACGUAUUGAUUGUCUUAGGAUUGUUUUGUGUGCUUUUUAAAAAUCCCAUUUAUGCAAUUUUCUUGGAGUUUGCUUGAUCCUUAGUGGGCCUGCAUUAUUUCCCACUCCCUAAGUACAAUAAAUAAAUUAAAUUGCUGAUGA